Messenger RNA from Galendromus occidentalis (western predatory mite), 4821 nucleotides. Its product is annotated as CD109 antigen. NCBI's taxonomy places the organism in Eukaryota, Metazoa, Arthropoda, Arachnida, Mesostigmata, Phytoseiidae. The transcript is spliced from 28 exons. Bases 1 to 4821 code for a protein of 1606 amino acids. Gene Ontology annotation, cellular component: extracellular region. Gene Ontology annotation, molecular function: protein binding; endopeptidase inhibitor activity. The record is from RefSeq and is a predicted model, not a curated record.
AUGGCUUUCCGAUUCCAGAACCCGCGGGUCGUGGGAACCGAGAGAAUUUGCGUGGUUCCGGAACCGGAAAAAUAUCCCAGGAGUUGCGUCUACGCGUCUCGGGGGACCGAGAUGCGGCGAUGGGAGCCGUGGGCCCGCCGGGGUGCCCUCAUAUUGCGUUCCAUCGCUCUCCUAUUGCUCCUCAAAUCGCAUGCACCACCUGUCGCAGCAUCGCAUUGGGCUUUAUCGCACGUGUCCGAUUACCUACCGUAUCAUGCAAAUCCGACUCAUCUGGUGCUCUGUCCUCGAUAUAUCCGACAAGGACAACCGUACCGGUUCUUGGUUACUUUGUUUCAAUUGUCGAGACCGGUUUCAGUCACUGCAACCAUUCAUAGGGAUAGCGUUGAAAUUGCCAAACAGGAGCGAGAAUUGUCUUCCGAAAGAGUUCCAGAACUCAUCACUUUACAGCUGCCCGCAACGCUGUCCCCGGGUCGAUAUCGUCUUCUGGUCGAGGGCUCGAUGAACGACUAUAAUGGAGGCGUCGCUUUCAAAAAUGAAACCCGACUCAUUCUGCUGCAAAGAUCUCUAACCAUCGUCGUGCAGACAGAUAGGCCGCUCUACCGACAAGGGCAAACAGUGAGAUUUCGGGUUAUUCCGAUCACUACCGAAUUCGACGGCUACCAGGAGGCUCUCGAUGUCGGUAUGCUCAACCCGGGAAACAUCGAGAUGAAGAGAUGGCUAUCCCGGAGAACCACGGGCGGUUGGCUAGCGCUCGAGUACGCACUAUCCGAGGUGACUCAAUUCGGUCGUUGGACGAUACGCGUCAAAGCUAACGGCUAUACUCAUGAAGAACACUUUUACGUCAAGGAAUAUCACACUCCUCCGUUCGAAGUUCGCGUUUUCAGUCCGUCUUUCAUCGUUUCGUCGGAUCAGUUUCUCCGCGGAACCGUCCACGCUAAUUAUUCCAGCGGCGCACCAGUCAGUGGAAACAUCUCCGUAGUGGCAGUGAUGGAAGCUGUUCACAACGAGGAUUCAAGAGAGAGCCGGGGCUAUGAGAUGAGUCUCGAUUCUUUCUACGGCAUCUGGGAUUUCGAGUUUCCCAUAGGAGACCUCCUGCGAUCGACCAACAACGUGCAGAGGUUCAAACUGGUUGUUAAAGCAAAAGUAAUGGAUGUGCGCACCUCGCUCGUCCGCAAAGGAUACUCGGAGUCGCUCAUCUUCAAAAAGUCGUACACGUUACGCUUCGAAGGACCCGCCAAACAAGUUUUCAAACCGGGUCUGCCCUUCAGAGCCCGCAUCGAGUUGCGCUAUCAGGACGGGACUCCGGUUGAACAGGAGUGGUUCCGAGGACGACCCGUCUCGCACUACCUGCGCGCGUCGGUGUUCGUAACGGGUUUGGCCGCACAACCGAAACUGCAGCAUCCGAGAAUUUUCGACCUGGGGAACACACGAUGGGAGAUUCAGAUCGACGCAACACCGAACUGGUCGAACUCAUCCCGACCCAUCUUCCUCGAGGCGCAUCUCUUCGACGAAUACUUCGGAGUCGAGCGAUCGAGACUUGUCCUCCUUCCCGAGUUCUCAGAGAACUCUCAUCAUCUUUCGAUAUCGACCAGCACCAGAAACGCCAAAGUGGGCGAGUAUAUCAUCUUCCACGUCCGAUCCAACUACUACGUCGAAUCUUUCCAAUAUUUGAUCAUGGCAAAGGGCGUCAUCAUCAAAUCGAGUGUGGAGUCUAUGACAACAUCAAUUCGAACAUUCGCCGUGACCUUGACCAAGCAGAUGGCUCCCAAGGCUCUGAUUAUCGUCUACGACCUCACGGCAGACGAUAAGCUCCUCGCGGACAGCCUCGAGUUCUCAGUAGACGCCAUAGCGUCGACGGAGAUGAGCGUACGCACCGAUGUGAAAGAUCGAUCCGGAGCUAACAUCGAGUUGACAGUAGGCGGUGCCGUCGGUUCCUUCGUGGGAUUGUCGUCGCAGCCUCUCGACGUGCUCUCGAGUUUUAUCCACCAUCCGAUCUCGAAUAAAAAAGUGGACUCGGCCUUGGAAUUCACCGACAACAACGUGCCCCACACGACCCAGAUGGACACUCACUCCACAUUCCAGGCUUCCGGCUUGGCGCUGUUCAGCGAUGCGUACGUGGGCCGACGUCCCCGCGUUUGUAACGCUUCCUCCGGCUAUGCCUCCUGUUUCGACGGCUCAUGCUAUCGCGCUUCAAAGAGCUGCAACGGCGUAGAUGACUGCGCGGACGGUGCCGAUGAGUUUUCAUGUCAUCACAAACACGCCGUCGAUUGGGAGAAAUUCCGGAGGACUAGACGGAACCUCGUCAGUUCGGACUUUCAAGGAACCUGGUUGUGGAAAGAUAUAAGCAUCAGCACCAGCGGUCGGAAUACCGUCUCCAUCCCAACUCCCACUACUCCGAUGCCGUGGGCGCUUUCGGCAAUCGGCAUCUCUCCUUUCCGCGGUGUUUAUACCUUGCCUAACCCAGAGAUGGUGACGUCUCCGCGUUUCUUUUUUAUGACCGUUGAUAGCCCCGAAAUAGCUCGUCUCGGGGAACUGUUCUCGGUCCGUGUGGCCCUUUUUAACCUCGGCCAGACGAAGCUCGAGGUGUUGGUGACUCUGGCUAACAGCCUAGACUACAAAUUCGUCUACGUAAACGCUUUAGAGAGAGACAAUAAUGACAGGUCGCUUCAGCCCAUAACCAUGUUUGGGGAACACCAGCAUCUUGUGUUUCUUUGGCCACAACGCCCAGUCGUUCUUCUGUUCCCGAUCGUUGGUAUCCGGCCUGGGAAUACUAAUCUGACGGUCGCCGCCAAAACCCAAACGAGCAAGACAUCUAUCUCCAAAACCAUUCGACUGCAGCCCGAAGGCUUCACGUGGUCGUCGUGGGCCUCGAUGUUGGUGGAUAUUCCACGAGGCGCCUACAUCAUGAGGAAAUUCGACACCGGGGUUUCGGCUCUUCAAGAACCUCCGUUGGCUUUGGCGGCCGGUCAAAGCCCCGGGGAUCACAACACUGCUGUGAUAACAGUCGCCGGAAGCGUUUUCGGGCCGCCGUUCCCGGUAUCGCCGCUGACCGUAGAGACCGUGUUCGGACUUCCCGGAGGAACAGCUGAGGCGAAUAUGUUCUCGUUCGCGGCCAAUCUUCUCUCGUUGCAGCUGAUACAAUCGAACAAGAAUCUCGUACGCAAGCACAAACAGGUCUUCAACCACUUGUUCAUCACCUAUCAAAAGCAGCUGAGUUUCCAGCGAGAAAACGGAGGUUUCGCGAUGUUCACCCACGGAGAAGUCCCAGCAAGUGUCUGGUUGACUGCAUUCACCGCUCGCUAUUUCCACAAAGCCAAUCGACUCUUUCCCGAGUGGAAGAAUUUCGUGCACAUCGAUCACAAAGUCCUGGAACGGUCGUUGGCGUUCCUCCUGGCCACUCAGGCGAAGUCCGGGGCGUUCCACGACCAUGACGGAUACUUCACGUACGACCGGAAGAUGGCACUGAAGGGCGCCGACGACAGUCACAAGGUGGCCAAUGUCUCCCUGACAGCGUUCGUGGUCAUCACACUCUACGAACUCCGCAAUCUCGAUGGGCCGUUGACCAUCAAAAUACCGCCGGCGAUCGAAUUGGCUCAGAAUUAUCUCGAGUUGAGUUUGCGAUACAUCGACAAGGACGAUGACCCGUAUCAAUUGGCAAUCACGGCGUAUGCCCUCCGCCUCAUCGGCAGCUCCGACGCUGAAUACGCGUUCACUCUUCUUGAUCGCAAAUAUAUCCAAGACGGCGAUUUGAGAUUCUGGUCGAAGCGUCGGUACCCGUCAGAGCCUGGAGGCAUGCCUCCGUUCUCCCUCCAUCCUUCGCAGACGCCCCAGGUAGGACCUCUUGCCCGGAGCGACUUGCAUGCCCUCGACGUGGAAACGACGUCAUACGCCUUGCUCGCCUACCUCCACGGGAAGGCCAUCCUAGUCAAACCAAUAGUGGAAUGGAUCAACCACCAGCGGAACAAUGAAGGCGGAUGGGCUUCGACACAGGACAGCAUUGUGGCCAUGGAGGCGCUUCUCGAGUAUGAGAAAAGAACUUUCGGGAGCGAUGCCGAGGAACGUGAACUUUCAAUGACUCUCACGCUGGAGGCUCCCUGCCUGCCGGGAAUCUCGAAACAAUUUCACGUGUCUUUCGCCAAUCGAUUCCAAGUUCAACGAUUCCGUAUCCCUAACGCAUGGGGUUCAAUAAUGGUGCGAGCUCGAGGAGUCGGCGUGUCUCUUCUCCAGAUGCAUCUGAAGUCGCAACUUCGAUCGCCAGCUCCGCCCGUGAGCUCUUCUCUGUCGUUGAACGUCAAGGUUUUCUCGUCGGGACGGAAUCAUUCUCGGCUGCAUUUUCGUUCGUGCCAAAGUUGGAUCGCUGAACGAGAGAGUCUCAUUAGCGGACUCGUAGUACUCGAAGCUCAGCUGCCCACCGGCUACCAAGUCGAUCGAGAUACAUUGUUACAUUAUAUUCACACUGCCACAUCUAGGAAUCUACGGCAUGCACACGCCGACCAGAGCAAGGCCACUUUCUACUUCGACUAUCUGGACUCAUCGCCCAUCUGCAUCAAUUUCACUGCGCUGAGACUGUUACCGACCGCCGCAGCCCACCGGGAGUCGCUGGUGAAAGUCUACGAAUACCAUGAACCAGAGCGUUACAACCAGACCUUGGUGGACCUCUCCUUCCUUCACGAUCUACAAGUGUGUGAUGUAUGUGGAUCGUAUCAAUGCCUGGAAUGUCCUUCAUACAAUGCGGCAUCAAGUUCUCUCACGGAGUCGGUCGCCAUCCUUGUGUUCCUGGGCAGCGUGAUGGUCUAUUUGUGUAGAGCGAAGUGUACAUAA